Molecule: messenger RNA, 2155 nt
Organism: Dicentrarchus labrax (European seabass)
Lineage: Eukaryota; Metazoa; Chordata; Actinopteri; Moronidae
Gene: abhd4
Product: abhydrolase domain containing 4, N-acyl phospholipase B
Exons: 8
Coding region: 402-1511 (369 amino acids)
Cellular component (GO): lipid droplet
Molecular function (GO): phosphatidylcholine lysophospholipase A1 activity
Source: RefSeq, a predicted model, not a curated record
UCAACUGUACUCUCGCCAAUUUCCCCGGGACCCGAAAGGCCCCUAACGCUGUGUAUAACAACAGCAAUACGCCAAAAUAAGAAAUAACUUCUCUCUGUUUGUGUCGUUGUUAAAUUAACGCAGGAUAUUAACGACUAUUAGCCAGCUUUAGCUCUAGCUCUACUUUGAACGCCUCUUCAGACUUUGCAUUAGACGGAAGACGAGUGACGCUUUCAGCGCACUGUUGACGCAUCGACGUAAUAGACGAUCUCCGUGCUCGGUCAGCUGACCUCGGAAUGUACAUGUUACAAAACAUUAGAAAGUAGCCUGUAGUGGUGUCAUUAGAAAGCAGAGACAGAGGAGCGUGUCGCCAGCCUCAUAACUUGGUUUACCUGAAUGUAGUGACUGGAAUAUGUCAACCAAUGGAUCCUGCUACGACCACAGCUGCGCAGCUGCAGAACGACUGUGAGACAGAGUCAAGUUCAGUCUGGAGUUGGUGGCCUUCCUGGCGUCCAACCUCCAUGUCCCUUUUGAAGACUACAGAGUCCAAGAUUCUGGCUUGUAUUCAGAAAGACCUAUGGGCUAGGUUUGUGACCCUACCAAACCAGGAUCGAAUAUGGACUCUGACCCUCACCAACAAGGUGGUGCGCAAACCUGCAGAAAAAGUCCCAAAGACUCCCCUGGUGAUGGUCCACGGCUUUGGAGGAGGGGUAGGCCUGUGGAUCAGGAACUUAGAGGCGCUGAGUCGAUCGCGGCCUGUUUACGCGUUUGACCUCCUGGGCUUCGGCAGGAGCUCCAGGCCUCCCUUCCCCUCAGAUGCUGCCAAAGCAGAGGAGCAGUUUGUCAACUCGAUCGAGCAGUGGAGGCAGUCUGUAGGCCUGGAGAACAUGAUUCUGCUGGGACACAGUCUGGGGGGGUACCUGGCUGCCUCCUACGCCAUCCAGUACCCUUCAAGAGUUUCACAUCUUAUCCUGGUCGACCCCUGGGGUUUCCCCGAGCGACCCCAGACCCAGACCCAAGAGGAUGAAGGUCAGGGGACUCAGGUGGUGAAGAGGCCGCCCCUUCCGCGCUGGGUAAAAGCUAUUGCAGCAGUGGUUUCCCUCUUCAACCCACUGGCUGUCAUCAGAGCAGCAGGCCCGUGGGGUCCGGGCUUGGUGAACAGAUUCCGUCCUGAUUUCAAAAGGAAAUUUGAAGAUCUGUUUGACGAUGACACUAUGACGCAGUACAUCUACCACUGUAACGCACAAACCCCAAGUGGUGAGGUGGGUUUCCGGGCCAUGGCAGAGUCUCUGGGCUGGGCUAAGAGGCCCAUGCUGCAGCGGGUUCACCUGCUGCCCCCCACCAUGCCCCUCACCAUGCUGUAUGGAGCACGAUCCUGGGUGGCCAGCUCGUCUGGGGACAGAGUGGUCCAGAUCAGGGACCAGGCCAACACUGAAGUUCUGCUGAUAAAUGAAGCCUCUCACCACGUGUACGCUGAUCAACCAGAGGAGUUCAACAGAGUGGUGGAAAGUAUAUGUGACUCUGUUGACUGACCGCCAUAGUGUGUGUGUUUGUGUGUCUGUGGGUGGGUGUGUGUGUGUGUGUGUGUGUGUGUGUGUGUGUGUGUGUGUGUGUGUGUGUGCGUGCGUGUGUGUUAAAGGACUGGAAGUAUACAGACAAUUCAUGCAGGUUUUUAGCAUUGAAACGUUUGCAUGUGAAGCAUGCGGGAUGGGUUUGCGUUUGGGGCAUAUCUAGAGAUGUAGCUCAACAUGAGUUUGAAUGUAAUUUGUUAUUAUUGAUAUUAUUGUAGUAAAUCUCUCUUGUCAUUUAUCAGCUGAUAUAAGCUUCUUUCAUUUAAGUGUUGUUAGCAAACGAUUUAUUUAUAUAAUGAUUUUGUUUGUCGCUGUGUUCAUACAGAGUAAUGAGUAAACCACUUAAGUCAGUGCUAAAUUAUGUUGUUACAUUUUAACAGUAAGUGAAACACGCGCACCACACUGGAUGCACUGGGUUUAUGUGUUGCAGAGCAGCCACAGGGCUACAGAUUGACACUUUUUACAUGUGCCUGACAUGAACACUAAGUACUGUAUGAGCUUUUUUUGUUUCUUUGAUCCUUGCUUUUCUCUUACAUCUUUCCCACAGUAUCAAACAGCUGUUUGUAUUUUAUACUAUGAAAACAAUAAAAGCUUAUUUGACAAAA